GCUAACGCAACUCAAAAAGAAGAGGCAGUGGACCAACCUGGUGCGUUUUGGAUGAAGAGCAUCAAUAUGGAUUACAGCACAGCUAACGAGACUACUAAUGUGGUCCAAGACUGUCCAGGGGAUGACAGCGCCAGCUCUGAUGAUUUCGUUCCUCUCACAAAGCUCCUAAUGAGACCAAACAGUGAGGAGAAACAGUCACGUGAAAACAGACCCAGCUUAACCUUUAGUUCCAGCACUAAAUUGAAAAAGGACAAAAAUGCUUCUGAUGCCUCCUCAGAUGACGAGCCUUUGAUAAAGAUGAAAACAGUGAAAAAAUACAACACGUCAACAAGAUCUAAUGGCAGAAAUAGCAACAAAGCAGAUGUGAAUACAGACGAGAGCUCUGACAAUGAGACCCUCAUAAAGAUUGCCAAAGUGUCGUCCAAAGCUGUGAAUAAGUCUUUCUCAGUGCCUCCAAAAAAAUCUGUUGAUACAGAGACGAGAGAAUCCCAAGAUAACGAUGAUGCUUCAGAUGAUGAGCCUUUGAGUGAACUUGCCAAGAAACUUAACUCCAAACGUCAGAGGAAGGCAUCUGUCUUGCCUUCUAGGAAAGCAACCCCAGUUUUGAAAUCGAAAAGGAAUUCAGCAAUGAAAACAGUUAAAUAUGCAGAGUCUUCCAGUGACAGCUCAGAUAAUGAGCCACUGGCGACAACAAAGAGGAAGCUGACAAUGGCUCUGAAAGAGCAAAAGACCUUGCCAAAGGGCAAGAAAACGAAACAAAAACUAAAAGAUAUAUCACUUAAAGACAGCAGCUUGGAUGAUGAUGAUGACGAUGAUGAUGAUGAUGUGCCCUUGGUGAAUCUCAUUGCCAAGAAGAAAGCAGUGAAGAAAAACACAAAGACAACAGCUGUAUCUCAAGGAAGCGCAUCCAGAAAGAGACGAGGACUACCUGAAGAAAGCUCAGAAGAUGAACCCCUGAUUAACCUUGUGAAAAAGAACCGCACAGAUAAGCAAACAAAAAGCAAAACGAAGGCUUCAGCGCUGGAGAAAAGAGAUACAACUCCUGAAAAGCCAAGAAAGAUGCUUGUGUCAGGAUCGUCACACAACAGAUCCGAUGAUGAACCCUUAAUCAAGGCAGCUAGACACCCACAAGUGACCAAAAUCCUGAGAAUAAUAUUAGAGAGGUGUGAUGGUGAAGAGACUGGGUCAGCAAGAAGCCUGAACAAAACCAGUGCAGGCACACCGGUUGCGGAAAAGAGUGAGGAGUCAGAUGGCUCAGAGAAAUCACCAGAAGAAGCAUAAGAGUAAAGCUGUAAUAUUUGGAAGAAACUGCUUUUUGUUGUUACCUUUCACCUUCUGGACUGGAAAGGUCAGACCACCUAGUGGCUCCAACUUUGACGGACUCUUAAAGCUUUGUAAUUCCCUUGGAGAGACAACUCCCAAAAACUGAAAGUGUUCAUUUAAAGUUCAGCGGUGCGUUUUGUAUACGGUACAUAUGUUAAUUUAUUGAUAUUUUUACUCCUGUUUUUAAGUUUGGGUUUAAAGCUGUGGGUCCCUGAAAAAUUUAAUGCCCAGUCUUGAUGUUAUUUUACUAUUUGUGCCUGUUGUUUGGCUGGCUCCUCUGGUUCUGGUUCUUGGGUUCAAGUGUGAACGGCUGUAUGUGUUUGUGCCAAUGUAUUGUUAUUAUCAGUCUUAAUUUGUCCAUUGCUGUGCAUCACCACCGUCCACUGUCUCCUGUCCAUCUUGUACAGUAUUUCUCUUCAAGGAACAGCUGGACACAGUCAUGAGGCACAGCAAUGGGUGUGACCUAUGCACCUUCCUGCUCCAACCUCUUGUAGAAGUAUGGGAGGAAAAAUGAAUUUAGAGCUCAUCCAACUCCUACUUGGAAAAAAUAAAAUGGUUUGGACACUGCAUAGAUGAUCCAAUAUUCUUUAUGCAAUGUGAAGAAUAUGUAGGACUUGAACUUCCUAAAUAUUUGCACAAUACCAACAAGAGUCUGAAACUAUCUUUGGAAUACAGAAAAAUUAAUUUCUGAGAUGUGAAAAUCACAAACACAUGAUGGCACUUCCGUACUACGAGCCAUCGAAAAGCCACUCAUCAGAAUACAGUCUUAAGGGCUCAUAGUUUCCUUUCAAAGACUAAUAGACAACAUUCCAGUUCCAGCGAUGAAGGUGAAGACACAGGAACAGUUUGAUGACAAGUCUAUCGCUUUACUGAACGAGGUUACAAAAGAAACCGUGGAAAAGAGCCAAAACCUUGAAUAGAAAACAGUUACUCCAAACCAGAAAGAAGCCACACCACUCUUCAAAAAUCUAUGCUGUGACACAGUGCAGCAAACAGUGCAGGUGGAACAUGCUUCAGGGCAAUGUGUCUCCUCAUCCACUGGUCACAGUUUCCAAAACAUUAGAACCCAGUAACAUGGGUGGAUGGAGGCUUUUGCAAAUGGAUUUUUGAAAACGUGGUUCUCAUAAUCCCAGAUCUAAGAAAAGAUUAUGGAUUUGUUUAAAGAAGGCUCAUGUGGGAAAAUGGGGAGAUUUUAACAACAGAUAGAUAAAGAAUCCUGGGGAGGGAAACAAUUUUAAUGGAAAUUAUAUGGCUAUAUAUAAUUAUAUAAUUAUGGACAGGGAUUGAACUUUCCAACUUCCUACGGUUUUAAUUUUUUAGAUAAAGGAGGGCGGAGCGGGCAGCCCCGCUGGACUGAUCAGAGUAAAGGAAAUAUGGCUGACUUAUCAACAAAACAACAGACUGGGCUUGCAUCUCUGGUUUUAUUUUUUUUUUUAAGAAAAUGAUUUAACACUGUAAAUUACAUUUCUGCUUUCAUAUUAACUGUACACACAUGCAGAUAUGGUGUGUUGGAUUAAACACUGUCAAAUCACCAUUAAAUUCA
Molecule: messenger RNA, 2866 nt
Organism: Chelmon rostratus (copperband butterflyfish)
Lineage: Eukaryota; Metazoa; Chordata; Actinopteri; Chaetodontiformes; Chaetodontidae
Product: nucleolin-like
Exons: 10
Coding region: 52-1281 (409 amino acids)
Source: RefSeq, a predicted model, not a curated record